AUGGAGAGGCGAAAUAUUUUUUUGUGUUUUAUGUUGGUGCAAGUUGUGGGUUUGUGGGCGCAGGGAGCUGGUUAUGUUGAACGGCAAUUAUUAUGUGCAUUAGAUCAAGCGCCUUGUGAUGCUUGGGGACGUCAAGUUAAAGCUGCUUUGCCUGAAAUCAUUGGAAACAACUGCGAAAAUUGCAACCGUGCACAAUUUAAUAAUGUAAACCGUGUCGCGAGAUUUGUAGAAACACGGUAUCCGAAUUUAUGGGCGGCUAUUGUGCAGAAGUAUUCCCAGCAGGGUCAGGAACAACCGGGACAGGCGCAGGUACAAGACACGCCUGACCAAUUCUACAACAUUGCACCAGCAAUCUAAUUUAUGAUCUCUUUUAUUUUAAAAACGUGUUUUUAUAAACGUUCUACAAACACUUAAA
Molecule: messenger RNA, 415 nt
Organism: Dalotia coriaria
Lineage: Eukaryota; Metazoa; Arthropoda; Insecta; Coleoptera; Staphylinidae
Gene: Csp8
Exons: 2
Coding region: 1-357 (118 amino acids)
Source: RefSeq, a predicted model, not a curated record